This is a messenger RNA of Musa acuminata subsp. malaccensis (wild Malaysian banana), 2404 nucleotides long. Its product is annotated as DELLA protein SLR1. Gene Ontology annotation, molecular function: sequence-specific DNA binding; DNA-binding transcription factor activity. Gene Ontology annotation, cellular component: nucleus. Gene Ontology annotation, biological process: regulation of DNA-templated transcription. NCBI's taxonomy places the organism in Eukaryota, Viridiplantae, Streptophyta, Magnoliopsida, Zingiberales, Musaceae. The record is from RefSeq and is a predicted model, not a curated record.
AAUUUAAGUGGCGGAUGAUGAGGAAAGCAGGUGGAAUCGCGGUUCAGUGAGAGAGAACGGAGCCAGUUGCUGCCUCCUGAUUAAUUUGUUCCACCUUAUUACACACUCCCCACCUUCCAUUAACCUGUGCCAACUUAUUCCCACGUCUUCUCUCUUCCUGCUCCACUCCUAUAGACGCCUUCGAAUCGCCCUUCUCUUCUUCUUCACUCGCGGCUAGUGCUGGCGUCCGCUCCCUGUCGCAGGAGAAUAAGAAACGGAUCGAUCGCUUCGAUCGCUACUUGAAGAAAAGGUCAAAAAGAACAUGAAACGAGAACGUCAAGAGACCGUCGAGGCGGCGGAGACGGAGGACGAGAAGGGGAAGGCGAGGAUGGACGCCGACGAUGGUGGUGUUGAUGAGCUGCUGGCGGCGCUGGGGUACAAGAUACGGUCGACGGAGAUGGCCGACGUCGCGCAGAAGCUGGAGCAGCUGGAGAUGGCCAUGGGAAGCAGCGUCGCAGCCAACGACGAUGCCCUCCUCUCCCACCUCGCCUCCGACGCCGUCCACUAUAACCCCUCCGACGUAUCCACCUGGGUCGAUACCAUCCUCUCCGAGUUCAAUGCCCCUUCUCUCCCUCUCCCCCCGCCUCCGCUGUCCCCCGCUCCCCUCCAACACUUCAAUCUUCCCCCUGACGGAACAGAGCAAAAUUCCACCAUCACCACCGUGGACGUCCCCUCCGGCCCCCGCUGCCCGGCCGACGCCUACCACCUCGAGCCACUUCACGCUCCCGCUGUCGCAGGCCGUAUCGUGUAUGGGUCCGACACCCAGUACGAGGUCUCCCCGUCCUCGAGAGAUCGGAAGAGGAUGAAGCUCUGCAGCUCUCCUCCCUCGUCGUCGUCGACAACGGAUGCGGCGACAUCACCGGCGGUGCUGCCGGUGGUGGUGGUUGACACGCAGGAGUCCGGGAUCCGCCUCGUCCAUGCCUUGAUGGCGUGCGCAGAGGCGGUGCAGCAGGACAACCUGAAGGCAGCCGACGCCCUGGUGAAGCAGAUCACGGUGCUGGCUACGUCGCAGGGAGGCGCGAUGCGCAAGGUCGCAGGAUACUUCGCCGAGGCCCUCGCACGCCGCAUCUACCGGCCGCAGCCCGCCCGGAACUUGAGCCGAUCUACCCUCGACUUCCCGGCCUUCGACGACAUGCUCCACCAACACUUCUACGAGAGUUGCCCCAACCUCAAGUUCGCCCACUUCACCGCCAACCAGGCGAUCCUCGAGGCGUUCGCCGGAUGCCGCCGCGUCCACGUAGUCGACUUCGGGAUGCGGGAGGGACUGCAGUGGCCGGCCCUCCUCCAGGCCCUCGCCCUCCGCCCCGGCGGCCCGCCCUCGUUCCGCCUCACCGGCAUAGGACCGCCCCAACCCGACCACUCGGACGCCUUGCAGGAGGUGGGAUGGAAGCUCGCCCAGUUCGCCGAUACCAUCCGCGUCGACUUCCGCUACCGCGGCUUCGUGGCCGCCAGCCUCGCGGACCUGGAGCCCUACAUGCUGCUCGGCCCGGUCGCCAGCGACAGAGAUGGCGAGGAGGAGCCGGAGGCGGUGGCAGUGAACUCGGUGUUUGAGUUGCACCGGCUGCUGGCGCGUCAAGGGGCACUCGAGAAGGUGCUGGGGACGAUCCGGGCGAUGCGGCCGCGGAUCGUGACUGUGGUGGAGCAGGAGGCGAACCACAACGGAGAGACGUUCCUAGAGCGCUUCACGGAGGCGCUGCACUACUACUCGACCAUGUUCGACUCGCUGGAGGGCGGGGUCUCGGCGGCGCCGGACGCGGCCGGUGGCGGCGGGCGGCGGGACCAGGCGAUGUCGGAGGUGUACCUGGGUCGGCAGAUCUGCAACGUGGUGGCCUGCGAGGGGGCGGAUCGGACGGAGAGGCACGAGGCGCUGGCCCAGUGGCGGGUACGGAUGGGCCGCGCCGGCUUCGAGCCCGUCCCGAUCGGCUCCAACGCCUUCAAGCAGGCGAGUAUGCUUCUCGCCCUCUUCGCCGGUGGCGACGGCUACCGGGUUGAGGAGAAGGACGGCUCCCUCACCCUCGGCUGGCACACUCGCCCCCUCAUCACCACCUCCGCCUGGCGCAUCGCCUCCGCCGCCUGCUGAUGACCCUCAACCGCCGACUCUAUCACAGAAGAUGCAGCUCAGCCGUCCGAUGACGUCUACUCUCUCUGCUGGCAUCGCCAACGCAUCUCUUUUCGGAGGGGCCCAUCCCUGUGCGGUACAAUAGACCGCAGUUACUAGCUUGGCCAUAGCUCGAGGGUCGCAGCGCGGGCCCGUUCUUUAAUUUUGUUUCCUGUUUAACUCUUGUGUACAUCUAUCAUGCCUACCUAUGAACCAUCAACUCUUCUAGUCUGGUAUAAUAGUGUAGACGACCAGUUCCUUAUAGUA